AAAUAAUUAAAAUAAAAUGGAUGCGAUAGUACAGCUGCCUUACGAUGCUACGGUACGGGUGAUGCUGGGUUCUCUAGAGCGCAACCUCUUGCCGGACACUGUUAUACGGCGGCUCAUUCGACUGCUCUUAGCCGCCCGACUUCGCUCCGGUUACAAACCAUCCUCUGAGCUACAACUCUCUGAUCUUCUCCAAUUUGUGCACUCUUUAAAAGAGAUGCCUAUAGCUGUGAUGACUGAGAAGCCAAAGUCCCAACAUUAUGAGCUCCCUACCUCUUUCUUCAAGAUUGUUCUUGGAAAACACCUCAAAUACAGCUGCUGUUACUUCAAACACAAGUUGAGCACUUUAGAGGAUGCUGAAAAAGCAAUGAUGGAAUUAUAUUGUGAAAGGUCACAGUUGAAAGAUGGACACACUGUACUUGAUGUUGGUUGUGGCUGGGGCUCCCUUUCUCUAUAUAUAGCACAAAAAUAUAGUUCCUGUAAAGUUACCGGUAUUUGCAAUUCAGUCACCCAAAAAGCACACAUAGAUGAGCAGUGCCGGGAGCUUCAGCUGCAGAAUUUGGAGAUCAUAGUUGCAGAUAUUAGCACAUUCGAGAUGGAAGAAUCCUAUGAUAGAAUAUUGUCUAUUGAAAUGUUUGAGCAUAUGAAGAACUAUGGAGAUCUCCUGAAGAAGAUGUCAAGAUGGAUGAAGGCAGAUAGUCUUCUUUUUGUUCAUUAUUUUUGCCAUAAAGCAUUUGCUUACCACUUUGAGGAUGUGAAUGAUGAUGAUUGGAUCACUAGGUACUUCUUCAGUGGAGGUACAAUGCCUUCUGCCAAUCUCCUCCUUUAUUUUCAGGAUGAUGUUUCUGUGGUUAAUCAUUGGCUGGUUAAUGGAAAACACUAUGCACAGACAAGUGAAGAAUGGCUUAAGAGAAUGGAUGAGAACAAGAGUUCCAUAAAGCCAAUAAUGGAGUCAACUUAUGGGAAGGAUUCAGCCGUUAAGUGGACUGUCUACUGGAGAACGUUUUUCCUUUCAGUUGCUGAACUGUUUGGGUACAACAAUGGAGAAGAAUGGAUGGUUGCACAUUUCCUCUUCAAGAAGAAAUGAAUUUGCCAAGCAAACUGUACCAAGUAAUAAGCAUGUCUACAUGCAUUUGCACUAUUACCAUAAAUUAAAGUAGAAUGUGUUGCUAU
This is a messenger RNA of Solanum verrucosum, 1170 nucleotides long. RefSeq names its product (S)-coclaurine N-methyltransferase-like. The transcript has 9 exons. Gene Ontology annotation, biological process: lipid biosynthetic process. NCBI's taxonomy places the organism in Eukaryota, Viridiplantae, Streptophyta, Magnoliopsida, Solanales, Solanaceae. The coding region runs from base 17 to 1084 and encodes 355 amino acids. The record is from RefSeq and is a predicted model, not a curated record.